AUGGUUGACCCUCAUAGGCACAUCCGGAACCUCACGGAGGACCAGAAGCGCUUCCUGGACGAGUGCGAGAAGGAGUUCGCACAGCGCUUCACGGAGAAGGAGCGGGAGUUCAGCGAGUUCUAUCGCAAGGAGCCCCAAGAACCGCCGAUUGUGGAGAACUGGAUGCAGGGCCAGUUCGGCAGGCACCACGGCCGCAGUGACCACUACCAAAGAGACCGCUUUGGCGGUGGCCGGAACGACUACAGGCCGCCCGGACGCGGCUACAAUCACCACUCCCGCAGGUACUGA
Molecule: messenger RNA, 288 nt
Organism: Phlebotomus argentipes
Lineage: Eukaryota; Metazoa; Arthropoda; Insecta; Diptera; Psychodidae
Product: RNA guanine-N7 methyltransferase activating subunit
Exons: 1
Coding region: 1-288 (95 amino acids)
Biological process (GO): RNA 5'-cap (guanine-N7)-methylation
Molecular function (GO): RNA binding
Source: RefSeq, a predicted model, not a curated record